UCGUAAAAAAUCACGGGCGUUGCAUUGUGUGCACCGGAACGUCGCUGCCGUGGUCAACUAACCCUGCGUGCAGCAUCCCGCAGAGAGAAUGCGCUCCAGAAUGCCGGACCUCAUCCCAAAAUCCUGAAUCAACCUGCACGCAGGGAGGACUUUUUUGACAGCUACAACUCCUCAAGUAGGAGUAGGAGGAGAGAGAAAGCGUGGCAGAGGAACGGAGAGAAAGACGAGUCCGAGAGAGAGAUGAUGCAGAAGUGGUUGGCAAUAUAGGUCUUUGACCAACGACCUAGAAGACAACAAAAACAAUGUCCUACUUUAAUCAUUUCAGUAUAGUGAGGGCUAUGAAACAGAGACCAGAGGCCAUGGCCAUGUCUCAGAGAGGCCAGCAGGACAACGGUCUGACUCAGGUGUUGGCUGAUGUGUUAGCGGAGGUGAGGCUCUCUAUCAGCAGAGACAUUAGUGGUGCAGACCUGCUUCACAGCCUGCUCAGUGCACCCUGGCUUCGGUCGCUACUUAGGGUAUAUGAGUGCCUGUUGCAGCAGAAGAAUGCAAAGUGUGUGUUAACCCCUUACUUGCCUUACUCAUCCGGUCUCUCCCAGGAGGUGAUGGCCAAUUUAAGAGAGGUCACCACCCCUACACCAGAGAUUCUGGAGCUUUACCGCCUACUGGAGAAGCCUCACGUCCAGGCCCUGUUGCUCACUCACGACACGGUGGCCAAGAAGGACUAUGAUCCUGUGCUGCCCCCUGUCCCUGCCGACCUGCCUAGCGAUGAGGAGGCCAUGAGGAUUGUGUGUAUGGUCAAGAACAAGCAGCCCCUGGGAGCCACUAUCAAGAAGGACCUGAAGACCAAGGAAAUCCUCGUGGCCAGAGUCAUCCAUGGAGGCCUAGCUGACCGCAGUGGUCUCCUGAACCCAGGUGAUAAGCUGGUUGAGGUGAAUGGGAGGCCUAUGAGGGGACUGGAGCCAGAACAGGUCAUCCAGAUCCUGACGAACUCACGAGGAACUAUAAUGUUCAAAGUCAUCCCCAACUUAACUCAGCCAGACAACCAGCAAGCCACGGUGUUUGUGCGGGCUAUGGCAGACUAUGCUCCUGCUCUUGACCGCACUAUUCCGUGUCCGGAUGCAGGGAUGGCUUUCCAUAAGGGAGAGCUGCUGGAGAUCGUGGACCAGACCGACGCCCUCUGGUGGCAGGCCAGGAAACUGGACAGCUCAGCCGCCUGCGCAGGACUCAUACCGUCCACUAAUUCUCUCAAGAAGAGACUGAGGGAGGUGUGGUUCUCUGAGCCACCUCAAGGACACUCCUGCAUCAAACCCUUGGACUCGUUUGAUGACGACGAUGACGACGACUUAGGGGUCAUUGAUCUCAAGUUUGACGACACAGAUGAGGACGCUGUUGAAACUGACGAGCUCUCAGAAGAGGAGGCUGAGAAUGACUACACAAGGGAUGGUAUUUACAUAGCUGGGUUCCGGCGCAGCAUUCGCUUGUGGAGGCGGAGGACUCAGAGCAAGCGGCGUCAGUCGUGUCACUCAUGUUGCCCUACUAACAGCCAUGGCUCGCUAGCCAAUCCCUACGAAGAGGUGGUCACCUUUCAGAGGAACCCCGAAGACCCACCCCGCCUCAUUGCCCUGAUAGGUCCAUCUGGAGUAGGAGUGAAUGAGCUGCGUAAACGGAUCAUCAAAAUCAACCCCAUGAAGUUUCAAGGGGCUGUUCCUCACACAACUCGACCCCUGAAGCGGUCAGAAGAGGCUGGGAGAGAGUAUCACUUCAUCAGCAGGGAGCUGUUUGAGUACAUGGCCUGCAACCACAGGUUUCUGGAGUACGGAGAGUACAAAGGUCAUUUCUAUGGUACCAGUGUGGACGCCAUCAAGGAGGUGAUUGACAGCGGGAAAGUGUGUGUCAUCGACAUCGAGCCACAUAGUAUCCCGUCCAUCAGGACCAAGCGGUUGCAGCCCUUCAUCAUCUUCGUCCGGCCUCCUAGUCUUGAGCGCCUGAGACAGACGAGGAGGAGCGCCAAGAUCUUCACCCUCUACCAGAUGGAGCGCAGCUUCAGGGAUGAGGACUUCCGUGAGAUGGAGCAGACAUCGGGGCGUUUGGAGACGCUGUACGGUCACUACUUUGACCGUGUGCUGGUGAACGAGGACCUGCGAGAGACCUGCCUCCAGCUCUUCAACCUGAUCCAGCAUGCUCAGGAGGACCAACAGUGGGUUCCUACAGCCUGGACACUACCUGACGAACCCUAACGGCCUGGACACUACCUGACGAACCCUAACGGCCUGGACACUACCUGACGAACCCUAAUCCACGCACGCACACACGCACGCACGGCACGUACACAUGCACACAUGCAAUCGCAAUCACACACACACACACACACACACACACACACACACACACACACACACACACACACACACACACACUCAGAUACACUCUCAUAUGCUCACAUGAGAUGCAGCCAUACAGAGAGGUGGAACAGCAGGCAAGGGAAAAGUAAAAAUACACACAAUACCAAGACAUAUACACACUUAGGUAUGCCAACAAACACACACCUACACGUGUGUGUCCAUGCGUGCAUGUGCGUGUGUGCGGGUGGGUGUGUGCCUGCAUGCAUGUAUGCAUGCGUGUCUGUGUCUGUAUGUGUGUGUGUGUGUGUGUGUGUGUGUGUGUGUGUGUGUGUGGGUGGGAUCAGAACCCUGAAUGGUAAAAGGUAUUUCAGACCAGUGGAGGAGAGGGGAUCACAGAGAAUCGGAGGAAGAGGAUUUUACAAUCAUGAAGAUAUGCUGAAGAAAAUAACAAGUUGAAAUGAGGAUUCAAGACACUGGGUAUAAUGUUUUCAAUGAAGGAAAAAUACUUUUCUUUCCUUAAUAUUUCCUUAAUGAUAUAAAUAGCCCAAACACAAGGCCUAAUUUAAGCACAGAAACAAGUGCCAAUCAGAACUAUUGUGUGAAUGGCAUUUGUUGUCGUUGUUGCUUGUUUAUUUAUUUUUAUAUUGCCAAUCCUAUAUAGAAGCUCUUCAUAUCAAACGUAUAACCUUUCACAACCUCUCACAACACCUCAUUCUAGCCUCAGGUGAACACCUACUCCUGCUCAAGGUCUACUCUAUGUUUACAGUAACUGAUAGACUUCACUUUCUUUAUUUUCCUUUGGUUCAGUACCGAGUACUUACUUAGUACAGCACCAUGAGGGAUUAUUUGCUAUUCUUAGUAAGAGCAACAAUUUCACUAUGAUAGGAACACGGACCUGAUUAAUUUCACUAUGAUAGGAACACGGACUUAAAACUAUAUACACAUGUCUUUUGUGAUCCCACUUUUUGAUGUCCAAAAUGUUGUAACGUUAAAUAGUUUGUUUUUUUUAUGUUAAAAUAUAGACAAUGUUUUAUUUGUUUUUGCUUUAUUGUAUUCUUAUGCCACAUAGACAUGUAAAGCUGAGGUUUUGUUUGAAUCAAAAAGCCUUCUUUUAAUUUCCUUUUUUUGUAAACCAAAAAACAUAGUUUACAUUUUGUCAUACUUUGGAGCCCUGACAGUUAAAUCGAUUUAUCCAAACAACAAUGUGACUGCUGUCAAUGGUAGAAGGGGUGGGGGGGGGGGCUAACUCCCAAUGCAGCCUAUACUAGUACCAUCUCUAAGGGACUGGUGUAGACCAACAAUGGACUCUAGCAUUAUUUACAGGUACUCACAACCAGAGAAAGGACUUUAUAUUUUGUAUUUUGUACUUUUUAUAUAGAUUGUUAUUUGAAUGCAUGGCACUGAAAUAAAAAAAAAAUGUUGGAUUCAA
Alosa alosa (allis shad) is the source of this 3771-nucleotide messenger RNA. Its product is annotated as MAGUK p55 subfamily member 4-like. Lineage: Eukaryota; Metazoa; Chordata; Actinopteri; Clupeiformes; Clupeidae. The record is from RefSeq and is a predicted model, not a curated record. Gene Ontology annotation, molecular function: protein binding. Gene Ontology annotation, cellular component: plasma membrane; adherens junction.